AUGAAAAAAAACACAAAAAAAUAUAAAGAAGGAUUAUUAAAAUAUGAGUUCGAACACGAGAAUAAAGAAAUCAAUCCUUUUGGUGUAAUAAGAGAAGGAACUAAAUUGAAAAUAUAUGAAUGUAAUUCAGAGGAAUGGUAUUUAUUCAAAAAAUUUUCAGAUAUAGGAAAUAAUAAUAACAAUAAUAAUAAAAAUAAUAAUAAUAAUAAUAAUUUAGAUGAUAAAAAAGAAAAUCCUAAAGGAAUUGUACCAAAAUCAUAUAUAAUUUUUGUUGGUAAACAAUAUAACCCAAUUUUAGAUAGAGACUAUUUACAUUUUGAAGAGUUUUAUUAUUUAAUGAUAAAGAGAAUUGAUAAUGAUGAUAAUUCAAUAGAUCAAGAUACAAUGAUUAAAAAACUUUUUAAAAUACAAAACAAUGCAAUAGAUGAAGAAUUUUAUAAAAAGUAUCCAUUACCACCAAAACUCACAUCAAUAGAUUCAAUUGUUACAUUUUCAAAAUUUAAUAAAUUCAUUCUUUUAUUAUUAUUUAAAAUUAAAAUAUUUGAUAAAAAUAAUUUUCCAAUAAAGUGGGCAUUAGAAGUUAUUAAAUCAAGUGGUAGUAUAAAGAUUGAUAAUAAAGAUUUCUAUACAACAUAUAUAGUUGAUUUUUUAUUAGACAUAUUAAAUGAUGAUAAUAAUAGUAAUAAUAAUAAUAAUGAUGAUGAUAAUAAUAAUAGUAGUAGUAGUAGUGCAAUUGAUGAUUAUAAAUUAAAUCUAUGUUGGAGCUUUUGUUUAGAUAAUGAUAAUGAUAGUGGUAGUGAAACGAUUUUUGAAAAAUUAUUAACAGGCAACUUUAUAAAGUUCUACAUUAGAAUUGAAAAUAAUGAUUUCCUAAAAGCAUGUAUAAAGAAAUCAUCCAAACAAAUUCAAAAUAAAUUUAUACAACAAUUCAUCAAAAAAUUCCUUUUUCAAUUAAAAUCUUCACCAAACAUUAAAAAUUUAAUUAAUACACUCAAAUAUUUAUUACCAAUUGAAAAUAAUGAAAGAAAGAAACUCAUUAAAGAAAUAUUCGAGCAUUUUAAAAGUUUAAGGGAAGAUGAAGAAUAUGAUUUAUUAUUAAAAUAUUAUUUUUCAGUUUUUUUAGUUGAACAAGUAAACUCUAGUUCAAAUGAAUUCCAAGAUUAUAUAAAUUUAGCUGGUUAUUAUUUAUGUGGAUUAUUCAAUUCAAAUCAUAAAUCAUUUAAAAUAGUAAUGGAAGAACAAAAUAAAAAUCGAUUAAUUCAAACAAACUUAUUUGAAAAAAUUGUAGAGAGCAUGCUUGCUGCUAUCCCAUGUUGGAGGUAUUUUUUCUCCAAUUUAGAACUCAUCAUGGAAUAUAACUGGUGCCAAACUUUAACAAUUGACGUAAUAGUAAAACAUUUAAAUUUAAAUCAUAUCACUCAUGUACUUAAUUUCAUUGGAGAAUGUGAUAAAAUAAAAAAUCCAAGUAAAAAGAUAAAAUUAAAAGAAAUUGGUUUAAAGGUUUUAGCAAAUCAAUUCCCAGAUUUUAAAGUUAAUAGUUCAACAGAUCUUUCAAAUUUUUUACAAUUAUCAGCUAAAUGCCCAGGUUUUAAAACCACAUUAGAAAUAGGCCCAGAUAAAUUUUCAUUCAACGGUGUUGAUCCUCAAUGGGAAUCUCAAUUCAUAUACACGCUUUUUAAUUUAUUAAAAAAGGAAACAGAUAAACCAGAUGCGGAAAGUGACUACCCAGAGAUAGAAUCCAUAUGGAUUAACCUGUGCCAAUCUUUUGAUUUUAAAUUUUUUUUAGAAGUUAUUUCAAAACCUUGUAUCUUAGCAAAAGAAAUAAUAAUUGAAAAGAAAUUAAUAUACAAUUAUGGUAGAAUACUAAGAUUCUUGGCACUGUUAUAUAACAAUAACAAUUCAUACUCUUUAAAAAUUGUAAAAUCCUUUUAUUCAAUUCUCCCUUUGGUUAAGUUAGUCCUUCAUUUAACUGGCACCUCGAAUAUCUUGAAAAAAGCAUUGGAUAGUGAAUUCAAUGAAAAAAUCGAAAUAUUGAAAGAAGAACUCAAAUAUGAAAAUAAUAAUGAUAAUAAUAAUAAUAAUAAUAAUAAUAAUAAUAAUAAUAAUAAUAAUAAUAAUGACACCAAUAUUUUUCACUAUUUUAAUAUGGUACCUUAUAGUCCUUUGUUUGAAAAUAUUCGUCAGUUUAAUGAACACUUUUUAGAAAUUCUAAGUCUUCUCGAUAAAGACAUUGAAAAGGACAAAGAAAAUAAAGAAUAUUCUUUAUUUGGUCCUGUCAGAUAUCUUUUUCAAAUUUUAGGGACCAAUCCAAGCAAUACUCGAGAUAUAAUGUUAAUUAUUAUUAGAGAAUCAGGUGGAUUUACUCAAGAUUAUGAAAAGAUUCGUAAAGAUUUAGAAACAACAGAAGUAAUAGGAGAUUCAGUCUAUAACUUGGAUGGUUUUGAAAGUUUAAAAAACAUCCUUAAUAGUUUUAUAGAAUUAACUCAACUUCGAAAGGGUGAUGAGGGUGAUGAGGGUAAUAAGGGUAAGUACGAUGUCUUGCUUAGAGCGGUUAUGAUUAAAUUUUUAGAUAAGGUUAUUUUCAAUUCCAAAAUCAAAAGAAUUUCUAAUUCAGAUCUCAGAAGUAGUGUAGUGGACGGGAAUAAUAUUUCACAUUUCAUCAAAAAGUAUUUCUUGAGACCCCCUGGAAUUUCUGUUGAUGAAAAGGAAAAGUUACUAGAACGUUUAACUGAAAGUUUAAAUCGUGUAUCUCCGGAAAUUUUCGAGUAUUUUAUUCAUUUAAAGAAUUAUGAACCAGGUGUAAUAAUGAAAGGACUCAAAAAUACACUUCCUAUGCCAAAUCUCAUACCAUACUAUAUUGGUUCUAAGCUUGAUGGUCAUCUUAUACAAAUUAAUUGUAAAAAUAUAUUUCAUAAAGAGGAUCUAAUGAAUAUACUCUAUAAGAAUAAUUCAAAUAAUAUCAACUGUGAUGUACACUCCAAAAAAGCUUUAGUUAAAUGUGCUAGUUGUAAUUCAAUAAUCUGUAAUGAAUGCCUUGUUUCUCAUCCUCCUUAUCUUUCUCAUCCUCCUUAUCUUUCUCAUAAAUUAGAGCUAAUUAACCCAACUAUUAAUAAUGAUAAUGAUAAUGAUAAUGAUAAUGAUAAUGAUAAUGAUAAUGAUAAUAAUAAUAAUAAUAAUAAUAAUAAUAAUAAUAAUAAUAAUAAUAAUAAUAAUAAUAAUAAUAAUAAUAAUAAUAAUAAUAAUAAUAAUAAUAAUAAUAAUAAUAAUAAUAAUAAUAAUAAUAAUAAUAAUAAUAAUAAUAAUAAUAAUGAUAAUGAUGAUAUGAUGAAUUCUUUUAAAAUUGUAAAAAACUAA
Messenger RNA from Dictyostelium discoideum AX4, 3354 nucleotides. RefSeq lists its product as hypothetical. Gene Ontology annotation, molecular function: zinc ion binding. NCBI's taxonomy places the organism in Eukaryota, Evosea, Eumycetozoa, Dictyosteliales, Dictyosteliaceae. Bases 1 to 3354 code for a protein of 1117 amino acids. The transcript is spliced from 4 exons. The record is from RefSeq and is a predicted model, not a curated record.